Molecule: messenger RNA, 994 nt
Organism: Argentina anserina (silverweed cinquefoil)
Lineage: Eukaryota; Viridiplantae; Streptophyta; Magnoliopsida; Rosales; Rosaceae
Product: single-stranded DNA-binding protein WHY1, chloroplastic-like
Exons: 7
Coding region: 14-826 (270 amino acids)
Biological process (GO): defense response; regulation of DNA-templated transcription
Molecular function (GO): single-stranded DNA binding
Source: RefSeq, a predicted model, not a curated record
AGAAGAGUCAAGGAUGCUGAAGCUAGAGUACUCGCUAUCUUCACCGGUGGCGGUUCAAAACCCUAGCCAGUCGCUUUCGAGCAAAGCUAGGGUUUUCAGCCCCAACAGCUUUGGAUUCGCUCCGAAUUCGACGUCGUUUGGGAAGAGACGACUCGCUUUGAAAUGUCGUCAGUCCGAGUACUUUGACCAGCAGAGGCUCACCGCCCCAAAUCCCCCGAGCGCCGCCGCUUCUGCUCCUCAAAGUCCUUCUGGAGCUACUGCGGUGCCGGCAAGGUUUUAUGUGGGGCAUUCGAUAUACAAAGGAAAGGCGGCGCUCACCGUUGAGCCCAAAGCUCCGGAGUUUACGGCUUUGGAUUCCGGAGCAUUCAAAAUGUCGAGGGAAGGCUUUGUGCUGCUUCAGUUUGCUCCUGCUGCAGGCGUGCGCGUGUAUGAUUGGAGCAGAAAGCAGGUAUUCUCACUAUCGGUGACAGAAAUUGGAAGCAUAGUGAGCCUUGGUGCAAAGGAGUCCUGUGAAUUUUUCCAUGACCCCUUUAAGGGGAAAAGUGAGGAAGGCAAGGUCAGGAAGGUCUUGAAGGUGGAACCUCUUCCAGAUGGAUCUGGCCGAUUCUUUAACCUUAGUGUUCAAAACAAGCUGAUCAACUUGGACGAGAAUAUUUAUAUUCCUGUCACCAGAGCAGAGUUUGCUGUUCUCAAUUCUGCUUUCAAUUAUCUCUUGCCCUAUCUUAUAGGUUGGCAUGCAUAUGCAAACUCUGUAAAGCCAGAAGAUAUGAGCCGUGUGAAUAACACCACUCCUAGAUAUGGAGGAGACUUUGAAUGGAGCCGGUAGUGAACAAUGUGGGGGUUCUCAGAAGUGCAAAUUAUGUUCUUUCUUGUGUGUUGUAACUGUACUGUGGUUAGGAUUUAGGAAAUCCUCAAAUUUUGUUAAUCAGAGUAGCUACCUGUUUAUGGAAAAUCUAGUACGGAUUGAAGAAUGAAGAGUAUGACCUUGGUUCUU